AUUGCCUAGUGCAGGAUGGGCUAAUGGGAAAAGAAACAUUAUGGCUGCCAGUUUGUCUCUGACUCAGCUUUCAAGUGGAAAUCCUGUCUAUGAGAAAUACUAUCGGCAGGUGGACCUGUCCAACACUGGCCGAGUCGGGGCGUCUGAUGCAGCCUUGUUCCUCAAGAAGUCUGGCCUGGCAGACCUGGUCCUGGGGAAGAUAUGGGAUUUGGCAGACGCAGAACGGAAGGGGUUUUUGAACAAACGGGAGUUUUUCAUUGCUUUGCGGCUGGUGGCCUGUGCUCAGAAUGGACUCGACGUGUCCCUCAGCAGCCUCCACCUGGCCGUUGUGCCACCCAAAUUUCAUGACACCAGCAGCCCGCAGCUCGUUGCUGGAGCAGUGCCUAUCGAUGUUCCCUGGGCUGUCAAGCCGGAGGAGAAAGUGAAGUUUGAUGCCAUAUUCGAGAGCCUGUCCCCAGUGAAUGGCAUGCUGUCUGGGGAUAAAGUGAAACCAGUGCUGCUGAAUUCCAAACUGCCCGUGGAUGUUUUAGGACGGGUUUGGGAACUGAGCGACAUCGACAGAGAUGGAAUGCUGGACAGAGAUGAAUUCGCAGUGGCCAUGUACCUGGUGUACCGUGCCCUGGAGAAGGAGCCUGUGCCAAUGUCCCUGCCUGCCUCGCUGGUGCCACCUUCCAAAAGGAAGAAAUCUGCCCUGCCCAGCGUGGUGCCCCUGCUGCCCUCACCUCCCUCUGCCAAGGAGCUCCGCCAGUCCCUGCCAGCAGGGGGCAUGCUCCCCUCCAAAUCCCCACCGGUGCCGAUAGCAGUGAAGUGGGUAGUGUCCCCAGCUGACAGAGCCAAGUAUGACGAGGUGUUCCUGAAAACAGACAAGGACCAGGAUGGGCUGGUGUCCGGGCCCGAGGUGCGAGACAUCUUCCUGAAGACCGGCCUGCCCUCCAGCACCCUCGCUGACAUCUGGGAGCUCUGUGACACAAAGGACUGUGGGAAGCUCUCCAAGGAGCAGUUUGCUUUGGCUCUGCACCUGAUCAACCAGAAGCUGACAAAAGGGGUUGAUCCACCCCAGGCCCUGACUGGAGACAUGAUCCCGCCCUCAGACAGACUGACACACCAGGGCAAUGUUCCCAGCAGCUUGGUGGCAGACUUCUCCGCGAUCAAGGAACUGGACUCCCUGAGCAAUGAGAUUGUGGAUCUGCAGAGGGAGAAGACGACCGUGGAACAAGACAUCAAAGAAAAUGAGGACAGCAUCAAACAGAGAACCAACGAGGUCCAGGAGCUGCAGGACGAGGUGGCGCGGGAGAGCGAGGAGCUCCAGAGGCUGCAGGCCCAGCGACAGGAGAUCCAGGAGGUGCUGGGGGAGCUGGACCAGCAGAAGACAGCCCUGGAGGAGCAGCUCAGCCUCAUCCGCCAGCAGAGCAGCCAGGAGAGCCAGCUGAUCUCGUCCCUGCAGGCAGAGCUCUCCAGCCAGCAGUCUCGGGUGUCGGGGUACGAGGAGGAACUGGGGCGAGCUCAGGAGGAGCUCAGGAAGCUGCAGCUCGAGAUGGCUCAGAUGGAGCAGAAGGUCGAGGCUGGCAAGGUCCGGCUUGAGCCACUGCAACAGGAGCUGCACAGCACCCAGCAAGAGACCAUCAAGGUGCAGAGCAAGCUGUCUGAGCUGCAGGAGGCAGAGGAGGGCGUGAAGGGCCAGCUGACCUGGCGCAGUCACCUGCAAAGCGGCAUGGUGAACGGCACGAGCGAGGGGGAGCGAGCCGAGACCCCCGAGCAGCAAGAGGACCCCGACGCAACCUCCAGCCCUCAGGAAGCUGAAGAGGAGCUCUACACAGACUGGGACACCACCAAGCAGGCAGACACUCCAGCGGAGAGAAGCAGCCCAGUAUCCUCCUGUGCAGACACAAUGAGUGAAAGAGAAGUGGUGACUGAAACAGCAAGUAUUCCCAAGGAGGAAUCCUUUGAUGCCCAGCCAAACCCAUCUCCUCAGCAAGCCAGCCCCUCUGCACAGAGCGGCCUGGACUUCUUCCAGUCGGACCCCUUCACAGACAAUGACCCCUUCAAAGAUGAUCCAUUUGGGAAGGUGGAUGUUUCAGACCCCUUUGGUGGAGACCCUUUCAAAGGCACGGACCCCUUUGCUUCAGACUCCUUCUUCAAGCAGCCGUCGGCAGACCCCUUCUCCUCUGUGGGAGGGGACCCCUUCAGGAACACAACAGGAAGCACAGUUCCUGCCGACUCCUUCGGUGCUGCAGCCGGCAACACUGGGGAGCCAGACCUCUUCAGCACUACAUCCAGCAACACUGGGGAGCCAGACCUCUUCAACACUGGGGAGCCAGACCUCUUCAACACUGGGGAGACAGACCUCUUCAACACUGGGGAGCCAGACCUCUUCAACACUGCAGCCAGCAAAGCUGGGGAACCAGACCUCUUCGGUACUGUAGCUGGCAGCACUGGGCUCCCCACGAUGGACGUCUUGAAGUCCAAUGACCCGUUUGCGCCAGGAGGCACCGCAGUGUAUACAGCCCCUGAUGCAGUAGCAGACCCCUUUGCCUCCUUCUUUGGGAAUGACUCAUUUGGGAGUGGAUUCGCUGACUUCAGCACACUGUCCAAGUCGAAUGGACCUGACCCUUUCAGCACUAGCUCUGCCCCUGACGUCUUCAGUAGUAAGAAUGUAUUUGCGGAGGAGGUACCAAAGAGCCAGGACACGCCCCCGGCCCUACCGCCCAAGAUAGGAACACCCACCAGACCCCCUCCUCCUCCCCCAGGAAAGAGGUCGUCCCUUUCCAGGUCGGAGUCCUCAGACUCAUACAAGCGGAGCAACCAGUUCCAGACACCGGGUUUGGGGGACCCCUCUCAGCCCGAGUCCCAAGACGAGAAGCUCCGGGACCCCUUCUCCACAUCGUCCCCCAGCAAGGCUCCUCCAGACCCGGCUAACUUCAGCAGCAUCAACAGCUACCCCACUGAGGAGGACUUGAUCGAAUGGGCGAAGCGCGAGAGUGAGCGGGAGGAGAAGGAGAGGCUUGCCCGGCUCACCCAGCAGGAACAGGAAGACCUGGAGCUGGCCAUCGCCCUCAGCAAGUCUGAAAUCUCGGAGCCUGGCCUGUUGUCAUGAAGGUUUGCUACCUGAAGAAAUAUCCAGUGAAACCAGCCUCUUGUUGACUAGUUUUACAGAACCUCAAUAUACAAAUACGUGUCAGAUUUUUAAAUAAUACUACGAAGGUAAGGCAACCGCCAUUCAAAUGACAGAGCCACUGUUUGUUGACUCUUAAGGUAUUCUUGGUCAGCAGUUUCCCCCUUGAAUUCUCAAUCCUUCCAAAUCCUUGCAGUGCCCAUGAAGACUUUUACUAAUUGUAUAUAUUGGAGCCAUGGCUGCUUCUCUGUAAAAGAACUCCAGCUCAUCUCAUUGUAAUAGACACUCCUAUUCCUGUUACUGAUGUGAAUUGUAUAGAUGCCUGUCGCAUAUAAAACCACUGAUGUAUGUUAACAGCCUACCUAUAUAUGCUUUUUAAAUUGGCUCAUUUUAUUUUUUAUAUUUUAACUUGUCCCGAUUUAUUUUUUUUCAUAUUGUUCUCAUUUUUUGUUAAUGGAAAAUCCUUAAAUUGUCUAAAUAAUUUCCUGACUGUAACCUGUAAUUAAAAUAAUAAU
Molecule: messenger RNA, 3627 nt
Organism: Polyodon spathula (Mississippi paddlefish)
Lineage: Eukaryota; Metazoa; Chordata; Actinopteri; Acipenseriformes; Polyodontidae
Product: epidermal growth factor receptor substrate 15-like
Exons: 26
Coding region: 41-3094 (1017 amino acids)
Biological process (GO): endocytosis; endosomal transport
Cellular component (GO): clathrin coat of coated pit; cytoplasm; plasma membrane
Molecular function (GO): cadherin binding; calcium ion binding
Source: RefSeq, a predicted model, not a curated record